UAUGCUUAUAUGGUGGAUAUUGCAGCAAAGCCAGACCUUCCAUCCAUGCUUAUGGAUGAGAGAGAGAUGGGUAAUGGUGUUUGAGAUGAGGGUUUAAGGGAGGGUUUUAGGUCUACCAACUGGUAGUUAGAGAUUGAACUCCUUAACCAAACUCAAUCUUCAACAGCCAUAGAACCCAAGAACUGCAACAACAACAACAGCAACAACAACAGCAACAGCCACAACAAACAAGAAAAAGAAGAAGAAGAAGAAGAAGAAGAAGUCAAGUACCAACCACUUCCUCAACUGGGGUUUCAACCAAAGAACCCAAAACUCAAACCCAUCAAAAAGAGGAAGCUAUUUCAAAAAGCCACACAAGGAUUGCUAGAAAGAGAAAGUUAUCAUUUCCUUUGAGAGUCUUUUCUGAGAGAGAGAGAGAUAGAGAGAGAUGCUCACGUGGGGUUUUCAUGGAAUGAUGGCUAGAGAAUAUAUGAUGAGAGAAAAAGAUCAAAAGUGAAGGAAAUUCAUUACUACUUCCAAAUCCAAUUAUCACUUUCUUUUCUUUUUUGAAAAAAAAAAAAAAAAGAGUAUUUUUAUCUUUUUUCCCCCUCUUCUUCUUGUUGUAUAUCCUUUGCAAUUGUAUGCAUAGGUUAACAGGAGUAUGUAAUGCAAAGUGAAGUUUUGUGUUUUAUUUUGUUGUAUUGGGAUCGGAUUUGUUAUCAGCAGAUCGAGUGGUGUCUUUGAGGUUUUGUGUUCCCCAUAACACCCACAAGUCUUACUGGUUUCCAGUUCCUUGGAUGUGUAAUCUGUCUCAAGUAAUCGAGCAGGAAGAUCUAAAAUCAAAUAGAAAUGGCUACUUAUUAUGCUGGUUCAAAUAACCAAAGAGAUGCUGCACCAAUGAUAUAUAUGCCGGGUUCAUAUUCUGAGACACCAGUUCUUCCUGGUAAUAUGAUGAUGUAUAUGAAUGGAGGUGGAUCAUACUCGGACGCCUUGGCCGGGAAUUCUCAUCAGCAAAACAACAGCAUUCAAAUUCACUCUGUGGAGGCACCUGAUUCAACCCCACAGCAGCAAGAAAUCUUGUCAAAUCUCAGUGGAUCACGAAUUGGGGAGCAUGAUUUUAAUGCAUGGAGGGAUAGUAGAAAUGAGAUGCUAGUUAUGCAUUCAAUGGGUGGACCUUCUGGCAUUAUUCAUAGUGGACAUAACUUACAAGGCCAGGGCUUGUCCCUCAGCCUUGGUACACAAAUUCCGUCUGGAAUCCAGAUGCACUCCAUCCCCUACAGGAACUCGAAUCCUGGCCUGGCUUCGUUCUUAGGUCCUAAUCCAUCAAUUAUGGGUGAGGGCAGUGGCAGGAAUGGCUCUUCUAGAGAUGAACAAACAAAAAGUGCUGAAUAUCUGCCACCUGGAUUUUCUGGAGGUAAUCAAGAUUCAAAUAAAGGGGAUUUAUCUCCUUAUGGAAUGAACAGUAUUGCAAGAACCAUUCCAAAUUCUAAGUACCUUAAGGCAGCACAACAACUUCUUGAUGAAGUUGUUAAUGUCCGAAAGGCUCUAAAGCAGCCUGACAAGGAGAAAAACCAAAGCACAAAUGAGCAUGGGCUGAAUAGUCCAAAAGGCGGUGACAGCAAAUCAAAGAAUGGGUCUGCAGACCCUCAAGAAUCCACCAAUAGUGAGCUGUCACAUGCUGAAAGACAAGAAUUGCAGAACAAGUUGAGUAAGCUUUUAUCCAUGUUGGACGAGGUGGAUAGAAGGUACAAACAAUAUUAUCAUCAGAUGCAGAUUGUGGUCUCAUCAUUUGAUGUGAUAGCAGGAUGUGGGGCAGCUAAACCAUAUUCAGCACUUGCCCUCCAGACUAUAUCCCGCCACUUUCGGUGCUUGCGUGAUGCGAUAAGUGGCCAAAUUCAGGCAACCCGUAAAAGCCUGGGAGAUCAAGAAACAUCAGAGAAUGGUAAAGGGAUUGGAAUAACUCGUCUGCGGUAUGUGGAUCAGCAGCUUAGGCAACAGAGAGCUCUUCAGCAGCUUGGUAUGAUGCAGCAACAUGCAUGGAGGCCACAAAGGGGUUUGCCUGAGAGCUCUGUUUCAAUUCUUCGUGCUUGGCUGUUUGAGCAUUUCCUUCAUCCUUACCCAAAGGAUUCUGAUAAGAUCAUGCUGGCAAGGCAGACAGGUUUGACUAGAAGUCAGGUCUCAAAUUGGUUUAUCAAUGCACGAGUGCGACUUUGGAAGCCCAUGGUUGAAGAGAUGUACAAAGAAGAGAUUGGUGAUGUAGAGAUGGACUCCAAUUCAUCUUCUGAAAAUGCAACCAAAGCAACGAAAGGCGACUUGAGAAACUACAAAGACGGAGGAGAAGACAUGCAGCAAAGUGCCAGUUCAACAGCAACCGAAAGAUGCAGUGCUGUACAGUUGCUGGAUUCCAAAUCUGAUCAUGUUCCUCAUGUAGAAAUGGGAGGAUCAACUGCAAGAAGCAAUUUCCAAAAUAUGAUGCGUAGUGAGGCUGUUACUGAAUACGGGUUAUUGAAGCUAAGGGAGGAGCAAAGGCCUAGUGUUGAUGAUUGCGGUCUGUUCCCUGAUGCCAUUGUUCACUCUGAUGGGAGUGGUGAUAGGUUUAUGGCAGCAGCUGCCGCUGCUUAUCAAAUGUCAGAGGUCGGAGGGUUUGGAACUGGAAGUGGAGUGUCUCUUACUCUUGGGUUGCAACACUGUGAGGGCGGUAACCUGCCAAUGUCCAGCGCAACCCAUCACAGUUUUGUUUCCAUGAGAGGAGAUGAUGAUAUAUAUGGCGCAGCGGCAGCAGCAUCGUCUGUGGGGGCAGAGAACACAGAUUUCGAGUGUCUGAAUCCAGGGAACAGGCAAAACAGGUUCAGUUCCUCCCAUUUGUUACAUGAUUUCGUCGCAUGAAUAAAUUACAUGGGUCACUUUUGAAUUGCUUUGGAACAGUAGCAGCCAACUUUCUUUGUUACUUCUAGUAAAGAUUUAUCAUUACUUUCAAGUGGUGAAAGGAAGGUUGUGCAUAAAACACAAUUGUAGUAUAUCAAAAGAAUUGGUUGGAAGAUUAGCAUAUUGUAAAGAUACAUAUUUUUGUCUAAUAUUUUGUAAGGGAAUUGUACAAUUGGCUACAACUUUGGUAUUGAAAGAAAACCAGAAAAAGGGGAAUUAGUGGUUUGAAAUAAAGGUGGUAGGAAUUGGCCA
This is a messenger RNA of Manihot esculenta (cassava), 3156 nucleotides long. RefSeq names its product BEL1-like homeodomain protein 7. Gene Ontology annotation, biological process: regulation of transcription by RNA polymerase II. Gene Ontology annotation, molecular function: RNA polymerase II cis-regulatory region sequence-specific DNA binding; DNA-binding transcription factor activity, RNA polymerase II-specific. The record is from RefSeq and is a predicted model, not a curated record. The coding region runs from base 829 to 2865 and encodes 678 amino acids. NCBI's taxonomy places the organism in Eukaryota, Viridiplantae, Streptophyta, Magnoliopsida, Malpighiales, Euphorbiaceae. The transcript is spliced from 5 exons.